This is a messenger RNA of Centropristis striata (black sea bass), 2339 nucleotides long. RefSeq names its product neuralized E3 ubiquitin protein ligase 1B (gene neurl1b). Lineage: Eukaryota; Metazoa; Chordata; Actinopteri; Perciformes; Serranidae. Gene Ontology annotation, cellular component: early endosome. The record is from RefSeq and is a predicted model, not a curated record. Bases 153 to 1877 code for a protein of 574 amino acids. Gene Ontology annotation, biological process: ubiquitin-dependent endocytosis. Gene Ontology annotation, molecular function: ubiquitin protein ligase activity. The transcript has 6 exons.
CAUGCUUCAGCGGGGAGAUAAUGUGAAGGCACUGAUACUCACAUUGAACUGGUUCCAGACAGAUAAUCAUCACACCGAGGAUACAUGGAUGGACAGAGAAACAGUGCAAUCGGAAUUAACUUGUCAGCCGGCGCGAGGAAUUUCUGGACAUAAUGGGGAAUACGACACCUAAACCUUUGAUAGAUGCGACUCUGCAACCCCGCCCAGUGGCCAGCAGGCAGUACUACACCCUGCCAAACAAUGGGGCAGGUGUGGAGAGAAGAACAUCUAACGCUCCAGUCAGCAUCAAUGUGGAGUCGCCCCGCUUUCACCCCCACGCCAAAGGCAAGAAUAUCAGGCUGGACGGGCAGCUUCGCCGUGCCACACGCAAGAACAGCUUCUGUAACGGCAUCACUUUCAUCCACAGGCCUGUCCACCUCUACGAGAAGGUGCGGCUUCGCCUGAGUGGCGUGCACACUGGCUGGAGCGGAGCACUACGUUUUGGUUUUACCAGUUUGGACCCCAGUGAACUGGUCGCUACAGACAUCCCCAAGUACGCUUGCCCGGACCUGGUGACGCGGCCCGGCUACUGGGCCAAAGCUCUGCCGGAGAGACUGGCUUUGAAGGACAACGUGCUGUCUUUCUGGGCCGAUCGCCACGGAAGAGUUUUCUACAGCAUCAACGACGGAGAGCCCAUCCUCUUCCACUGCGGGCUCAGCAUCGGCUGUCCUCUCUGGGCCAUCAUAGACAUCUAUGGCAUCACUCAGGAAGUCACACUGCUUGAAAGCACAUUUGCUGAGAGUGUGGGAUCCAGCUGCCUGAGUGCAGCCCGCCUGAGUGCCUAUCUGCCCCAGAGUAGCCAUGACUCGGCCAAUUACAGCAACAAUCAACUGGAGAACAACCAGGCUGCUGCUGCCAAGAUGGCCAACCUCCAGCUCAAUACCUACACUCAGCUCAUCCCCUGCUGCUCCUCCAGCUCUUCCUCCUCUACACCGUCCUCAUCUGCCUCGACUGGAUUCAGCACCCCGAGGGUGGUCCGGGGCCUUCCUUCCCCGCUGGACAAUGACUUGCACUUUCACCCCGUCCGUGGCUCUGAUGUAAUACUCUCUGCAGACCGAUCGGCCGCCUGCAUCCACUUUCUGGACAGCAGUCGGACUCUGGUGUUCAGUGACCGGCCGCUGCAUGUGGGUGAGACUAUGUACGUGGAGGUCGGCCACCUGGGCCUGCCCUACUUUGGGGCUUUGUUGUUUGGUUUAACGUCCUGUGAUCCAGCUAGUCUACAUGCUGGGGACUUACCGGCGGACCCUGAGGUGCUCCUGGACCGUAAAGAAUAUUGGGUGGUGCACAGGGGCUUCCCCAUGCCUUCCUCCGGAGACGUGCUCAGCUUCAGCCUGUUGCCCAGUGGAGAGGUUCACCACGGGGUGAACGGAGUGGGACGUGGCAGGCUGCUCUGUGUGGACUCCUCUCAGGUCCUGUGGGCCUUUUUCACCCUGCAUGGGGCUGUCAACAGACUCAGGAUUCUGGGAACACUGCAGUCCAGUCCUCCCUCCACAUCCCCCAGCUCUUCUCAGAGCAGCAGUCCAGACGACAGUGACUCAGACCUGGCGUUCAGUGUCAACAGAUCCUCCUCUGCCUCUGAAUCCUCUCUAGUCACCGCUCCCAGCUCCCCUCUCAGUCCUCCCGUCUCUCCCACACUCACCGCCUCAGAACUGCCCCCUGCUGGAAAAAACGGAGAAUGCACCAUUUGCUUCGACCAGGACGUGGACACAGUCAUCUACACCUGUGGACACAUGUGUCUGUGCAACGACUGCGGGCUGAAGCUGAAGAGACAGAUUAACGCUUGCUGUCCGAUAUGCAGGAGGCCUAUCAAAGAUGUUAUCAAAACAUAUCGGCCCUGAUCGUGAGGAUUUUCACAUAUAGGUGCUGUGACUUUGGCUGCUGGGUGCUGCCUGUGUCUCCUUCUCAGGCUCGAUUGGAUACAUCAGAGAUUAGCCACACCAGGACAUAAUUGUGCCUAUAUUUCCAUUUUAUAUGGGUAAAUAAUUUCUGGAGGGAGACGAUGCUCUUCAUACGCAGAACUGUGAUGGAGUUCUCUUUAAUACAUUGACUGCUACAUGAGCUCCUAUGUUUUGGCUCACAAAUAAGAGAUGAAUCAUGUGCUCCUGUUUUAUAUUUUCAAUGUGGUGUCUCUUAUGUCACAUGUAUUUGCUGAGCAGAAAAGCCUGCUGUGAAUAUUUUGUCCUUUUCUCAUCGUCCUAGAUUUGUGUGCUUCCGCGGAAUAUGUGGACAGUAGUCUAUGACUUCUAGUGCCUUAGAUUUUUGUCACAUUGUGUGUCCAAGUAAUUAUGCUAAAAAUCUUA